UCAAGUUCUUUUCAAUUAAAAAUCAUGAGAUUGCUUGCUACGUUGACAAUUUCUGGCUUAUUGUUUAGUGUAACUUUAGGUCAAGGAGAUGAUUCACAAGGAGAUGAAAAAGAACUUACACCACUUGAAAAGAGGGAGAUAAAACAAAUCGAAGCAGAGCAGAAAUUAAGAGGUAUCAUAGGAUCAAUGGGUACAAACCAACAUUAUAAAAUUCCAUCAAGUUUUAAAGACUUUGGGAGACGGUUUGUCCUACAGUAUCCGUAUUAUGAGAAAGAUCUUCCCCUUAACAUCACCGAUGAAUCAAGUUUGGAUAGAGUAGUAAAGCAAUAUUUAGCAAAUAAAAGAAACUCGGAUGACUCGAUUAUACCAGUACAGGCUCCAGAGGAAAUUGUGGUAGCAGUAGCAAAACAGUCAGCGAUAUUUAACGCUCCUACACCACACGAUGACACAAUAGAGAAGAAAAUACUUCGUACUGGGGAUUAUUGGAAUGACGUGUUCAUAGAAGAGGUUGAUCCGAGUAAUAUUUUGAGAACUAAGGAAACGCCUAAAGUUGCUGGUCCGAAACCUGUGCAAGGAGGGCGAGGAAACUUCCGUAACUUAGCAAGCACCCAGGAGGAGGAGGAUGCAUUUGAUUACGUCAAAUAUAGAAAUGUGCCAAAACCAACUGGUGUCAUUGGAUCCAUAGCGCAUAUGGUAAAAGGUGCGUUGGGUGGCGGAAUUUUGGGUGGCCAUGUCGCUUAUAUGAAAGCAGGUGUCUGGAUUGCUGUACCGUUCAAUUUCUUGUUCGGUAUCUAUAUGGGAUAUUGUUUAUAUAUUCUCGUCAUGUCCGCACAGAAGCUAUAUAGAAGAACUCGUAUCCCCAGCAUGUCAUAUCCAGACGUGGGUGAAGCUGCAAUGGCGUGUUGUCCCAAUCCGAAAGUGGCACGGUUUUCGAGAUUCUUUAGGUAUUCAAUUGACGGUAUAAUAUGUCUCGAUCUGUUUGGUGCGUGUGCCUGUUACCAGAUUAUUAUAGCGAAGUCGUUGAAACAGCUUGUGGAAAACACGCAGAAAACGUCACUGGACAGUAUCGGUCCAGGAUAUCCUGACCUUCGAGUGUACUUGGCGUGUAUGAUUCCACCAAUAAUUCUUAUAUGUUUGAUCACACAUCUCAAAUGGCUAGCGCCAUUUUCUAUAGGCGCAAAUAUAGUCGUUUUGAUCAUUAUAUUCACGGCGGUGUACUAUGCGUUUGUAUACAACCCAACGUUCACCGGUUUGGUGCCUAUAACAAAACUAUAUAGCUACUUCGAGUUUGUCGGCAUGUCUGUGUUUAGUAUGUCCUGUUCGGGUGUGGUGAUACCCAUAGAGAAUAAUAUGGCCAACCCGAAGAAGUAUCCUAUUGUUUUGUGUACUGGCAUGUCCCUGAUCAUCUGCUGCACAUUUUUGGUGUCGUUCUUCGGAUAUUCUGCUUUCCUUGAAAAUUGCGAGUCGCCUAUCACCGUGAAUUUUCCAAUGACAACCGGACCCAAGAUUCUGAAAGUGCUGAUCGUUGUAAUGAUUUACAUUACCCACGCGUUAAACUUUUGGGUGCCGUUUAACCUCUGUUUCUAUUACCUGAAGUUUUUGCAUCCAGAACAAAAGCACCUCAUGUGGGAACUCAUUUAUAGAGCCAUUUUUGUUGCUAUGAUUGGAUGCAUCGCUAUCGUGUUCCCGAAUAUCAACGCUUUGAUGGGAUUCCUCGGAACAUUUUGCCUGUCCAACAUGGCGUUCAUUUGGCCAAAUAUUAUCUACCUUUUGACCAAUUGGGAACGACCAGGCCUCGGGAAAUACUACUGGCGUUUGUGGAAGUCGCUCUUUUUAAUCUUAAUUGGAUGCUUCUUGCUUCUUUGUGGUUCCGUGGUCAAUAUUAACGAGCUGAUGUCCGUGUUUAGAUAAGUGCAUGCCUUUAUAUCGAAAAAUUUCGAUAGUGGCCUUACUUAGUAACUUGGUAACUCAUUCGAGCUGAUAAGAAACGUUGACAAAAUUGUUUUUUAAUAAGCAAUGCAUCGCUACUAAUAAUGUUAUUAAUGAACAAAUUACAGAAUUCACACAAGUUUUUAGCUGUUUGCGUGAUUGUUAUUGUGUUUGUUUAGAUAGAGAUUUGUUUUAUUGUUAUCCUCAAAUGUUUGUGGUUUAGAAAGAGUGAGACUGAUAGGCUUAUUUAAAAUUUUUAUUGCAGUUAUUAGCUGGGCAUGCUUUGGCUAUUUUAUUUUUAUA
This is a messenger RNA of Colias croceus (clouded yellow), 2232 nucleotides long. Its product is annotated as proton-coupled amino acid transporter-like protein CG1139. Gene Ontology annotation, cellular component: vacuolar membrane. The transcript is spliced from 16 exons. NCBI's taxonomy places the organism in Eukaryota, Metazoa, Arthropoda, Insecta, Lepidoptera, Pieridae. The coding region runs from base 25 to 1911 and encodes 628 amino acids. Gene Ontology annotation, biological process: amino acid transmembrane transport. Gene Ontology annotation, molecular function: amino acid transmembrane transporter activity. The record is from RefSeq and is a predicted model, not a curated record.